Molecule: messenger RNA, 411 nt
Organism: Teleopsis dalmanni
Lineage: Eukaryota; Metazoa; Arthropoda; Insecta; Diptera; Diopsidae
Exons: 4
Coding region: 1-351 (116 amino acids)
Source: RefSeq, a predicted model, not a curated record
AUGCUGAACUCUGUAGGGUUUCCUUAUUCAAACACUCGCUCUGGUCGACGGCAAUUGGGUUCCAAUGCUCUAGCCAGUCAACUUUACAGAUCUUCUAGUUUUAAUUCAUCGGGUCGUAGUUCCAACUGUGAUACAACAGAAGAUAUGUAUAGUCUGGAGAAUGUGCAGGAUUUAAAUUACAAGGUAUGUGUAACUAAAAUUUAUUAUUUGCCACACAAAAUUAUUUACAACCACAUUUCAUGCCACGUACUGGUAAGUGCUAAAGUUGGCAAUAAGUUAUCUUGCCAUCAAAAUAUUUUUGCAAGAACGGACGGCGCACUAUUAAUUUUCCCACACCAAAAGCGUACUUAAUGCGGCUUUUACCCCCACACAGGUGAUCGGCAGCAGCUAUAAACUUCAUGUCCAAUGUUA